AUGGAGGACAACAUCCCACCAGACAACAUCCCAUCAGACAACAUCCCACCAGACAACAUCCCACCAGACAACAUCCCAUCAGACAACAUCCCACCAGACAACAUCCCAUCAGACAACAUCCCAUCAGACAACAUCCCAUCAGACAACAUCCCAUCAGACAACAUCCCAUCAGACAACAUCCCAUCAGACAACAUCCCAUCAGACAACAUCCCAUCAGACAACAUCCCACCAGACAACAUCCCAUCAGACAACAUCCCAUCAGACAACAUCCCAUCAGACAACAUCCCAUCAGACAACAUCCCACCAGACAACAUCCCACCAGACAACAUCCCACCAGACAACAUCCCAUCAGACAACAUCCCAUCAGACAACAUCCCACCAGACAACAUCCCAUCAGACAACAUCCCACCAGACAACAUCCCAUCAGACAACAUCCCAUCAGACAACAUCCCAUCAGACAACAUCCCAUCAGACAACAUCCCACCAGACAACAUCCCAUCAGACAACAUCCCAUCAGACAACAUCCCACCAGACAACAUCCCACCAGACAACAUCCCAUCAGACAACAUCCCAUCAGACAACAUCCCACCAGACAACAUCCCAUCAGACAACAUCCCACCAGACAACAUCCCAUCAGACAACAUCCCAUCAGACAACAUCCCAUCAGACAACAUCCCACCAGACAUGUCACCAGGGGUCUCCAUCAUAUCCCAUCAGACAUGUCACCAGGGGUCUCCAUCAUAUCCCAACAGACAUGCCACCAGGGUCUCCAUCAUAUCCCACCAGACAUGUUACCAGGGGUCUCCAUCAUAUCCCACCAGACAUGACACUGGGGGUCUCCAUCAUAUCCCACCAGACAUGUCACCAGGGGUCUCCAUCAUAUCCCACUAG
Molecule: messenger RNA, 891 nt
Organism: Salvelinus namaycush (lake trout)
Lineage: Eukaryota; Metazoa; Chordata; Actinopteri; Salmoniformes; Salmonidae
Product: hyphal wall protein 1-like
Exons: 2
Coding region: 1-891 (296 amino acids)
Source: RefSeq, a predicted model, not a curated record